AUGUCGAAGCCAUUCAACCCCGAGGAGGCGGAGAACCUGGAGGAUAUGGAGAAGCAAUUCGCCGUGAAAGCCGUCGAGCAUCUCAUGACAUACUGGGCUAUCCUCGAGAAGGUCAAGGGUUCGCAGCUCCGUUUGACUAAGCAGGACAACGAGAUUUACGAGUCCUUCAUGGAGGCUUUCCCCGACUUCGACCCCGCCGGUGAGCUUAACGAGGACCAGAUGAAGAGCAAGGCCGGCAAGGAGAAGUGGCGCACUUGGAUGAUGCAGUGGGAGAAGAUCGACGACUUCAACUUUGGCACAAUCAUCCGCACCCGCGCCAACGCUGAGUACGACCAGGAUACCACCAUCUUCGGUGUGCGCAUGCAAUUCUAUGCUGUUGAGAUCGCCAGAAACCGUGCCGGUCUCAACGACUGGAUCUACGAGAAGGCCCAGAAGGCUAGCUCUUGA
Molecule: messenger RNA, 447 nt
Organism: Penicillium antarcticum
Lineage: Eukaryota; Fungi; Ascomycota; Eurotiomycetes; Eurotiales; Aspergillaceae
Product: polysaccharide biosynthesis domain-containing protein
Exons: 4
Coding region: 1-447 (148 amino acids)
Cellular component (GO): cytoplasm
Source: RefSeq, a predicted model, not a curated record